Coniophora puteana RWD-64-598 SS2 is the source of this 2724-nucleotide messenger RNA. RefSeq lists its product as uncharacterized. Lineage: Eukaryota; Fungi; Basidiomycota; Agaricomycetes; Boletales; Coniophoraceae. The record is from RefSeq and is a predicted model, not a curated record. Gene Ontology annotation, molecular function: protein binding. The transcript has 2 exons. The coding region runs from base 1 to 2724 and encodes 907 amino acids.
AUGCUGCGCGGGAGCAAGCACCUUGUGGGAGGAGAUAUCAACCGUCUUUAUUUGUCGAUUAUCGAUGGGAUUGAGUCUUCCAUUCGUACUACUGGACUGGAAGUGCUCUUCCGUAUCAUUCAACUUGCCGAGCCCCUCUGUCCCAUCGAGCUGCGCCGUUUUUUCGGAGAGGAUGUUUACACGCCUCUUUUGCCUUUUUCAGCCAUGAUGUCGAUUCCGGCUUCCAAUUCACUCGAUCCAGUUCGGCCCUUUCACACUUCGUUUAGCGAUUUUUUGCAGAUACAGAUGGAGCGCACCGGGCUCACCGGUCCCGAAGUGCACAGAUUAUUGACUGACCGUUGUUUUAGCGUCAUGGCGGGUCUCCUGAAGCGAGACAUCUGCGGACUUGCAAAUCCCUCGCUGUUCCAUACCGAAAUCUCCGACUUCGCUCAGAGACGGGACAAGAAUAUUCCUCUGGCUCUGAGAUAUGCUUGCCGACACUGGCUAUACCACCUUCGUCAGACUACGCCGGAUGACGAAAUCUCAGGACGUCUUCUAAUGUUUGUAGAAACGAAGGUUCUCUUUGCGAUCGAAGUCUAUGCUCUGCUUGGCGAACUUGCGGCUGGCGCCAAGAUACUCAGGGCUGCUCGCAAACAUGUCACGGGCUGGGCUGAAUCGCUCGUUCCCCGCAAUGGCGACAUUCUGACUCUGCUCCAUGAUAGCUGGCGCUUGACUCUCGACUUCUUCGAUCCCAUCAGUGCAUCCGCUCUCCAUGUCUACGAAUCAGUGCUCGUUUGCUCUCCCGCCGAGUCGCAGAUACGGCGUGUAUAUGGGCAUGUACUUGCAGAAGCAACGGUCUUCGUCUUUGAGGACGGAUUGGAUCCGCAAUGGAAUAAAGUGAUACGCAUCGUGCAAAUUGAUGACAAGUUUGGUGAACACAACGGUGGGGCCUUCCGGCACGUCCACUCCGUCGCUGUGUCUCCAAAUGGUUCUCAGGCUGUGAUUGAGUGCAGUCAGGUGAUAGUACUACUCGACACAGCUACAGGAACAAUCAUCACAUCGUUACCCAAGGAAGAGCUUGGUAGCAUCAAAUUCUCUUACUACAGUGGCAGUUGUAUAUGCCACACUGGUUCACGGAUAAUCAUGACUGCCCCAUCCAAACCGCUUAGGUGUCUAUUGUGGCAGCUCUCUGACAAGUCAAUAACAUCUUUCGAUCUGCCGCUAGACGCUUAUCCUUUUAGCCUCGCCUGUUCUUACGAUGGACGCAAGAUUGCCAUUCUGGGUACCAACGUUAGAGACACGUAUAAUGACAAAUGGCCUUGCGAGGGUUUGAAGGUCACCGUCAAUAUAUAUGAUGCAGAGACCCGCCAGCAACUUUCUCACUGGAUACAUCAAUCUCAAAUUCUCAUCGACCCGAGGUUGGAAUUCUCGCUCAAAGGUGAUUGGCUGAUGGUGGAUACCCAGCGCGAGGACGGGAUUUUCAUUUUGGAUACCACAAACGGUCAGCUGCUUUGGCAUUUCCGCUGUAACGGCCGCGUCGCCGAUCACCUCUUCAGUCCUUACGGGGACUAUAUCCUACACGCAUGGAGGUGGGAAACCUCGAGCCCCUACAGCUUUCACAGCAUACCCGAGCGCAGUGCACCAGACUUACACUCAUGCUGCGGCGCCGUCAGAGGGUGCAAACCAACUGCAAGCGAAGAGCGAGCGGCGUUUACGGAUCACAUACCAGAGUGCGUUGUCGACGAUGACAACAAAACAAUAGGGACACGAAUUGGCGAUAAUGUUUUCAUGCAUCCCUGGUCAGACCGUUCAGAUUCAAGUUCACAUCACACAGCACCAGAUAGGAGCCUUUGGCGGCGUCUUUCCGAGGGGUGCUUUCACGUAAUCGAACAAGGGCACGACUUGCUCGCAAUCGUUGAUAUGGUGCAAGCGAGCGCUCAAGGGCAUCCGCGGCCUGUUCACGUUGCGGAGAACGAAGAUACGUCUAGAAGUUGGUGGCCAGAUGACUGGUCUUCCGUUGAACGCUCCGAUCAGGGUGACAUGAUUGCCUUCGAGCUAGAGGACAGUGAGGAGGAUGCUAACGGCGACUGGUCCACUCGCUACCAUAUCUAUGACACCAUUUCUAUCACAUACCAGUGCGAAAUCCUGCUAAUGGACCUUCUUGAAGCCACUGGAAUGGAAAAUGGCUAUAGUCCAGAAUUUCCCUGCUUUUCACCCAGAUCUACGUACUUUGCGUUAGCCGUUCCGAACGACGCAGGUUUUGCUUUCGGACUAUGGAACUCCCGGACAGGCGAGCACCUGGGAAGCACAUAUAUGGAUAUAACUCUCGACGGCAAAGAUUAUCUUACCCUUGUGUCCAGCAUUCAUUUUUCGGAGGAUGAGACCGUAGUGGCAGUGGUUUAUGGUUUUCCUGAAGACUCGAUCGAGCAUACCGACCUUACAAUUGCCUUUAUAUCUCUGGAACAAGGCAACGUCAAGCACGUAGCAUUAAUCCCAACUCCGGAUGAAAAGAUAUCGUUUCUGAACGGGAGAACGCUAAAAAUCAUAUCUGUGACUCGGGAUUCGGUUGACUGGUGGGGCCGAUACGCGGGCGAUUUUACUGUGUAUCAUCUUCAGUGGAGGAGAGCAACAUCAGAAAUUGUCACAAUAUCAUCUGUGAAAACGAGAGCGCAUGGGUUGGUCUCGAUCAAGCAUACCCCAAGUUUACAGACCAUCCAGUCAUCAGGAAAAACCUAUGCGUGGUAA